Messenger RNA from Brassicogethes aeneus, 2789 nucleotides. NCBI's taxonomy places the organism in Eukaryota, Metazoa, Arthropoda, Insecta, Coleoptera, Nitidulidae. The record is from the annotation of a GenBank genome assembly.
GUUAUACGAUUCAAUACGAAAGUGUCAAAAUCGAUUUUAGGUUAAGUACAAAUAUUUGGAAAAAAACACAAGUUUUGCAUUUAAAAAGGAUAAAUUUUUACAUACGAAAAUGACAGGACGUGUGAAAUCAGUAAAUGCGCGUAUUGAGAUCGAAAUUGAAAGAAAUAGGGAGGAAGGAAAUUGGUCCAAGGUUAUUGAGUUAGCAGAAAAUUUGAAGGAAAAACAGCCUGAAACAGUUUGCCUGGCCGAUUUUUUAAUUGGUGAAGGAAAAUUGGAAAACUAUUUGGAGGAAUGUCCCCCUAUUGAAGCAAACAUCAAAAAAGCACAACAUGGUUUAAUUGAAGCUAAGAGGUACUUAAACCUGGCUGUCACUGAGGCCGGAAUUAAGGCUGGUGUAGCUAUGGAUGCAUAUCUUCUACUUGGGAAGUUACAUUUUGCCUGUGGUUUAUAUUCAGAUGGUCUAAGUAGCUUUAAAAAGGCAGAUUUACAAAAUUUGUCAGAGAAAAAGUUACCUCUACGAAGUCUUAGAAUUGUAGCUGAAUCGUAUGCUAUAAAAGGUCUAUGUCUUCAAAAAGAGGGUACUACUUCCAGUAAAUUUAAAAAAGCCAGCAGAGAUGAAGAACUCUCAAAAUGCUUUGAUUUGGCUUCAGAUUUAAGUCUUUUAUACAUGCAGAAAUUGGAGAAAGAACUUUCCACUGUCUCUACCACAGGUUCAGGUACCUAUUCGCCCCAACCAUCAGCCCCGAUUCAAAAGUCCCUGGGGAUAAUAUUAGAGCAAGCCUUACAAGAAGCGCCUGUGGUUUUGCUUCACCAAGGCAAGGCAGAUGGCGCUUUGGAACGAUACCGUUCCUCUCUAUGCGCAGUAGAGUCUCAGGGCGUGAAUUCUAUUAGACUUAAGUUUAUGUGUCAAAUGGCCGAACUGCUUUUGCAGGGUUUAGUAGGAGAAAAAUACAGACCACCGUUAAAUACCAUUGCUAAAACUUCUAUAUGGAAACCUAAGCACUAUACUUCACUGAAUCAGUUUAUUCCGAGAAAUGAAUGUGAAGAAACAAUUUUGCUACUGCUUGUAGCAGAAUCCAUGGCGGUAAGAAACGCAGUAUUGUCUCAGUCGCCUGAGUUUAAAGAUAACAGAGUAAGCGCUUAUCAGGACGCGGUUGCUGUGUACGAUUUGUUAACGGUCGCGACCGUUAGAUGGGGCCAGAUAUCCUUAUUACAAGAGUCCUUGGAACGCUCCAUGAAAUUCUCGUUUGAAGAACCGCAUUUAUGGAAACAACACGCCCUCUCGCUCCUUUCCAUCGGCCUCUUCGAUCACGCGCUCUCCGUUCUCAAAGAAGUGAUCAGACUGGAGCCGAACAACUCCAGCAACUGUCUAAUAGCCGCCAAACUGUGCUACGAACACCUAAACUCGGCCGUAAUGGGCACCAAUUUCGCCAUCGAGGCCAAAGAGAAAGAAACGAGGUCGCCAUCGGGUCUUCUGGGCAGAUGCCAUUUGUUUAUCGGUAUCGGUUACCACUUGCAAUCGGAGGCUUGUCAGUUGAAAAAAGAGAAGGAGAACCUUAGGACGAAUGCUAUUACCAACUUUCAAAGUGCCGUAGAGUUGGAACCAAACGACCACCUAUGCAGAUACUACCUGGGCUUGCAAUUGGCCAUUAAAGGAGACAUUGCAAAGGCGCAGCAGCACGUCAGAAUCGGUUUGGACCUGCAGCCGGAAAGUUUCUCGACGUUGCAUUUGUUUGUGUUAAUUUUGACGGCCGAAAGGCAACAUAAGAUGGCGCUGCAAAUAGUCGAAAACGCUUUGGAAGAAUACCCCGACUGUUUGAACCUCAUGUACUUAAAGGCUCAUCUGGAGUUGCACGAAAAAGGAGGAGAUAAAGCCCUAGUAACAGCAAAACAAAUGCUAGAACUGUGGAAAAACCUAUACGAAGGCCAAACCAUUUCCGACGUUCCUGAAUGCGACAGAAAAAGUGACACUCGUUCCGUCUUCCAGUUAUACACUUCAGAAAUGUCAGAUAAAGACUCGAGCUCUCUUCAGCUGCAUAACACUGCGGUGUCGCGCGUAGAACAAGCUCUAAGCGAGGUUGCCAGCUCUCUCAGCAGUUUCAGUCCGCGACCGGGCCCUCAGAGGGCGUGGCUGUUGCAGGUGGAAGUGUGGCUGCUAUUGGCCGAACUUUACCUGUCAAUGGAUCAAGAAGGCGACGUGCAGCAAUGCAUACAAGAGGCCACUCAUAUUUAUCCGUUAAGUCAUCACAUUAUGCAUAUGAAAGGUCUGCUGCAUGUUCACAAACAAGAAUGGCCUGAGGCGAAAUUGUGUUUCCAAAAUGCUGUGGCUAUAAAUCCUCAGCAUGUCAAGUCCUUGCAGCAGUUAGGGCUUGUUUAUCACUACUUGGGACUACAGGGUUUAGCUGAAACUACGUUGAGAGAAGCUGCUAAAAUUGAGCCCAAGAAUCAUAUUACAUGGUAUAACUUGGGGAAAGUUUUGGAAGCUCUUGGCGAGUUUGAAAAAGCAAGUAACGCAAUGGCUACUGCACUAAUGGAAGAAAAAAAUAGUCCCAUACUACCCUUCAACUCGGUUCCUUUAAAUUUCGAAUAAAUAUUACAGGAAAAAAUAUCAUAACUACUUUGUAUUAGUGGUGGCAUUUCAUUUUUUAACUGUGGUAUUAGAAAUAUUAUAAGGUAUAUAUAUAUGUAGUUUGUUAUUUAUUGUGUAAGGAGUAUUUAAUAAAAUGUUACAAGUAAUGUUACAUUUAAGGUGUAUAUAAGAUUUUAAGGAAUACAUGUUUUAAUAAAAU